ACUCUGAGGAAUGUGUUAACAAGUCCAACAUUGCUGUUUGAGCAGGGGGUGACACAGGGUGAGAGGUGAAGAAAGAGAGAGGAAGGUUAGGACACAAGCAGGGGUCUGUCUAAUCUGGCCCUCCUCCUCUCUAUCCCCCAUCCUGUUUACCUGCCUGAACAGUUUGAAAGGAGUUCUGUGUGUGCUCAUGGAUGAGGUAGGGGGGUAGGGAGAGUAGAAAAAGGGGACUGCCAUCGCCACACCUCUGUCCUGGGGACGGCACACAGACAAAAGGGAACAAGACUCCCACAAGACUCCCACCAUUAGAUCAACACAUACAGUACAGACAUGCCUUGCAAACUCUGGCUUGUUCUUUCAGUGUGGCUUUUGCUACCAACCUCUGAAGCUGGACGACAGAUGCCUAAACUUUCUGACAAGAAACUCUGCGCUGACUCCGAAUGCAGCAAUCCUAUCCUGAUAGCUCGUGCACUGCAGGAUUACUACCCUGGAGACUGCAGGUUCAUCCCCAUCAGACAGGGGCAGCUCAUCUAUGUCUAUGCAAUGUUAAAGGACAGAGGGAAUCUCUUCUGGGCUGGCAGUGUACAAGACUCCUAUUACGGACAGCAGGAGGCUCGUAUUGGCCACUUCCCCAGCAGUGUAGUGGAGGAAACGCAUCCUCUCAUGCCAGCCAGCACUGAAGUCAAGACUACUAAAUGGGACUUCUACUGUUACUGAUAACGAGAAUCAAAUUCUGGUCAACUACAUUACAUGAUAACUUCUUUUUUUGUAUCAUAUGAUCUUACACAUAGUGGUGACAAUGUAGGUUUGCAUGUCCACAUUGUUUAUAAUCUGCAUCUUGGAAGAUAAGUAACAGCUCUACACAGCAUAAAAUGAUUCUAGAUUAUAAUCAUAUAAGGUUAUAUCUCUAUAUUUGACUUAUUGUGUCAGUUCUAGUCUCUGUAAUACUCCAUCAAACUGUUUAUAUCUGUUUUGCAUGUAAAAGUAUUUGUAAAAGUGCAAAAGGUAAAUAAUGCAUGUGCAUGUCUUUCCCUGAUUCUAUUAUUCAACUACUUCUUUUUCUUGGUGAUUGUGUGUCACCAGAUAAAUAUGUAAUGUUCAACAAGCAAUGUCAGCUGAUCUUUAUUUUUAUUUUGGAUUAAUAGAAAACAUCAAAUGUGUAAUUAAACUCAAAAGUACUAAAACAACACAUUGAAAUUAAAACAUUACAAUACAGGUGACUUUUGCAGUCUGAUGCAAUAAUAAUACUACAAAUCAUCUAAUCUUGUACUUUUUCUGAAGAUGGACAAGGUAUUCUGUCCCUAGUAUUAUUUUGAGAAAUUAGAAUAAAAGGAAUCAGAUAUAUUUCCAAUGCACAGGCAAGAAAAUUUGGUAGAAUGGAAGUAAGAGUGUUAAAGUUGAAACCAUUUGAUAAUAGGAUAAUAAAGACAUUUCAUUGUUGAAAAUAACAUAUUUUCAUUCCUUUAGAAAUCUGCAAUCUCACACACUUCUCAAUUUUUCACAAAAUGAUUAUUAUGAAAACUAUGUAAGUCCAGACCUGACAAAAGCAAAUAAAAACCUCUACGCAUAA
Messenger RNA from Dicentrarchus labrax (European seabass), 1567 nucleotides. It is a transcript of the gene mia, whose product is annotated as MIA SH3 domain containing. Gene Ontology annotation, biological process: extracellular matrix organization. Gene Ontology annotation, molecular function: protein binding. The coding region runs from base 328 to 714 and encodes 128 amino acids. The transcript has 4 exons. Lineage: Eukaryota; Metazoa; Chordata; Actinopteri; Moronidae. The record is from RefSeq and is a predicted model, not a curated record.